Messenger RNA from Ictidomys tridecemlineatus (thirteen-lined ground squirrel), 4552 nucleotides. It is a transcript of the gene Mbtps2, whose product is annotated as membrane bound transcription factor peptidase, site 2. Gene Ontology annotation, cellular component: cytoplasm; membrane. Lineage: Eukaryota; Metazoa; Chordata; Mammalia; Rodentia; Sciuridae. Gene Ontology annotation, biological process: regulation of response to endoplasmic reticulum stress; membrane protein intracellular domain proteolysis. Gene Ontology annotation, molecular function: metalloendopeptidase activity; protein binding. The record is from RefSeq and is a predicted model, not a curated record.
UCUCCACCGCCUUAAAGGAACCGCAGGUAACUUGGUUCCCGCGCGGAUGUUGGAGCUGUAAGGCGCCUGGCGGUCGGCGGCUGCGGCUCUGAGGGAGGAGGAAGCCGGGGCUCAUCUUCUCUCCGCUGCCGCCAUGAUUCCAGUGUCGCUGGUGGUGGUGGUGGUGGGCGGCUGGACUGCCGUCUACCUGACCGACUUGGUGCUGAAGUCAUCUGUAUAUUUUAAACAUUCUUAUGAAGACUGGCUGGAAAACAAUGGAUUGAGCAUCUCCCCUUUUCACAUAAGAUGGCAAACUGCAGUUUUCAAUCGUGCCUUUUAUAGUUGGGGACGGCGGAAAGCAAGGAUGCUUUACCAGUGGUUCAAUUUUGGAAUGGUCUUUGGUGUAAUUGCCAUGUUUAGCUCUUUUUUUCUUCUUGGAAAAACAUUGAUGCAGACUUUGGCACAGAUGAUGGCUGACUCUCCCUCUUAUUCUUCCUCUUCCUCUUCCUCCUCCUCUUCCUCUUCUUCUUCUUCCUCCUCUUCCUCCUCUUCCUCUUCUUCCUCUGCUCUUCACAAUGAACAGGUGUUACAAGUUGUGGUUCCUGGAAUAAAUUUACCUGUCAAUCAACUGACCUAUUUCUUCGCUGCAGUUCUCAUUAGUGGUGUUGUACAUGAAAUUGGACAUGGAAUAGCAGCUAUUAGGGAACAAGUUCGGUUUAAUGGCUUUGGGAUUUUUCUCUUCAUAAUUUAUCCUGGAGCAUUUGUGGAUCUGUUCACUACCCAUCUGCAACUUAUAUCACCAGUUCAGCAGCUAAGGAUAUUUUGUGCAGGUAUCUGGCAUAAUUUUGUUCUUGCCCUCUUGGGUAUUUUAGCUCUUGUUCUACUGCCGGUAAUUCUCUUGCCAUUUUACUACACUGGAGUUGGGGUGCUUAUCACUGAAGUUGCUGAGGACUCUCCUGCCAUUGGACCCAGAGGCCUUUUUGUUGGAGACCUUGUCACUCAUCUACAGGACUGUCCUGUUACUAAUGUGCAAGAUUGGAACGAAUGUCUAGAUACUAUCGCCUAUGAGCCCCAAAUUGGUUAUUGUAUAAGUGCCUCAACUUUACAACAGUUAAGCUUCCCAGUUAGAGCAUACAAACGGCUAGAUGGUUCCACUGAAUGCUGUAACAAUCACAGCCUCACAGAUGUGUGCUUUUCCUACAGAAAUAAUUUUAAUAAACGUUUGCAUACAUGUCUACCUGCCCGGAAAGCAGUUGAAGCCACUCAAGUUUGUAGAACCAAUAAAGAUUGUAAAAAAAGCUCAAGUUCAAGUUUCUGUAUAAUACCUUCUUUGGAAACUCACACUCGCUUAAUAAAAGUAAAACACCCGCCUCAAAUUGAUAUGUUAUACGUAGGACAUCCACUACAUCUUCACUAUACAGUGAGCAUCACCAGUUUUAUCCCACGUUUCAACUUUUUAAGCAUAGAUCUGCCAGUGAUUGUGGAGACAUUUGUUAAGUAUCUGAUUUCCCUCUCCGGAGCACUGGCUAUUGUUAAUGCAGUGCCCUGCUUUGCUUUGGAUGGUCAGUGGAUUUUAAACUCUUUCCUGGAUGCCACCCUUACCUCAGUGAUUGGAGACAAUGAUGUCAAAGAUCUGGUAGGAUUUAUCAUCCUACUUGGUGGCAGUGUACUUUUGGCUGCCAAUGUGACGCUAGGACUCUGGAUGGUUACAGCACGGUAAUAUUUGCAUUCAUCUGACAAGUCUCUGAGUUACAAUAUUCAUCUACGUGGUAAUGUCCAUUGCCAUUGAAAUCAUUACUUGGUAUGAAAUGUAAAGUGUUUCCUUAAAAUUACAUUUUGGCCUACAUCUUUAUGCUCCUCCUAUAUCCAGAGUACCCAAACUAAUGGUAGAGGAUGAGCAAAAGAAAUGAAAGGCAUAAUCCCUAACUACAUUCUAGUUUUAAAAACUGAAUGUAUGCAUUUCACAUUCUUGUGGAACAAUUUUUAAACAAUUUUUAAACAUUCUUUUAAUAUCAUUUUAUGUGACUACAUACUGUCUUGAAAUAGUAUAAAGGAGUACAGAAUCAGUUGGAAGUAAUUAGGAAAAACUUAAAAGCACCAUUAAUCUAGAUUUAAGGAAGACCAGACUUUGGCCAAGUGGAAGGGUGAAUGUGUUCUUGGUCUACAUCACUUGUCAUUUUUCUUGAAAAGUAUUUUAUAGUUUAUUGGUGUAUUAUUUUGUACUUUGAAAACUGUGAGAAGUCUGAUUUUAAUUAAAUUAAUAAACUUCUAAAAAAGAAUUUGCUUACAUGAAAGGGAAAAUCUUUGUCAAAUGAUAGCAAAUAAAACCAAAAUCGGAAACAGGGCCAAUGAUAUGAGAUGGUUUUGUCCCACAAGCAUUAUAUUCAUUGAUAAUGUAUCUCCACAUCAUGAAGAAGCACUAACCUUUGAUAUUCAGAGCCAGCUGCAUGAAGUGUCUCACACCAGCAGCUUGUGAGCUGAGGCAGUUAGGACCAAACCUCAGAGUCAACUGGGUCCUCUGACAGAUCACAAGACGAACCCAGGAUCUUCAGUAGACCUGGUUACCAUUCUCUUAUAGAGGUUUGAAGCUUAGAGCUCUUCCAGGGUAGACAUUUUCUCUUGUGCUACCAAGGCCAUCUGGGGCCUAUCUUUAAGAAGCAACAACUUUAAACCCUGAGCCAUACUCUGUCCUCACCAGCGGCUCCCAUGUUUCUCUGUGUUGGGUAGUUAAGCACCUAGUCCUUGCUUUCUAUCUCUCCCCUAAGCUACCUCUGCGGGUCCAUAGAAGACUUGGUAGUAUAUUGAGAAUGGCUGCAUGUGAAAGGGGACAAACUUGGAUUUGCCAGAGCCUAGGAACAGACUCUUGAAUCUGAAAGAGCCAUACCUGGUUUAAGGUCUUAUGGAAUGAAGAUGCAGUACUGGGAAGUUUGGGAAGUCAACAGGCCAUUGUGAAGCAGUUGGUCUUUGAAGUGUUAUGAGCAUGCUGGUUCUUUGAUGAAAAAUAUACACUUCUCUCAUACACUCAAGAGGUGAUAAAAGGCAAUAACUUAUUAAUAGCCAUGUAUCCAACUUCUUCACUAAGUGAGGUACUCUAUGGAUUACCUUUGUCAGAUCAUUAGUUGCUCUUUCAGCACUAAAACUUUUAAAUCAUUUUUAAGAAACUUUUUAGAUUGUAUUAGAAUUUUACCUUGCUUCUUAAACAGAAAUUAUAUUUUGAAUAAUUUUAAUCUUUUAAUAAUGACUUGGGUCAUCAGUCAAUACCCCAGUACUAAAACCAUGCAAAUUAUUCAUUAUCCCGGAAAACACUACUCUUAGGUAGAACAGUCAUUCUGGACCAAAAUAUAUUAGCCUAGUAAUGCUUAAACCUGUUUUGGUAGUAGACCUUAGAGAAUGCUCAUGAAAUACUUAUGUAAUUAACUUGUUUACAUUUGAAUUAAGCAGUUUACUAAUGAAAAUGUAUGUGUGCAAGUCAAUUUUUUAAAAAUUUAGGGAAAAAAUUAUGUGUGUGUGGUGCUGGGGAUUGAAUCCAGGGCCUCAUGCAUGCUAGGCAAGCGUUCUGCCACCGAGCUAUACCCCAGCCCAAGAAAAAAAUUUAAUACAGGAAAUCCUAUCCAUUAGCUUCUUUUUCUGGAUAAAAACAAAAACGCAAUCUCAUAUUAUUUUAGCUUUUAAACACCUUGCUCUGUUGAUCCAUAGGGUUAGGAUUUGGAAAUACUGUCAUAAGAAAUUGAGCAGAUCAGUACUGUUUGUAUAGAAAUGGCCUCAUUGUAUAAAAAAAGGAAAUGUUAUGUGUUGUUUUUUUAGCUUGACUAUGGGCUCUUCUAGAUCAAGGACUAUGUCAUAUUCAGCUUUGCAUCCCUGGCACAGUGCAUGAGACAUCAUAAGUACUUAAUUAAUGUGGUUGGAUGGAUGGUGAUUAGUGUUAUUUAUGGAUUAGAAAAGCAUGUUUCUAUUUAAGCUGUAAAGUAUUAUUGAAUAUUUACUGUAAAUAUAUGUUAACAUAAAAAAAGAAAAAACCUUGGAAGCUCUUUAUGUCCCUGGCAUAUUAUCAUCUUUCUGGAAAGAAUUCAUUUUGGUUUCUGUACAGUGAUUAGAAAAAAUUAAUUAUUUUGAGGAUUUGAAGAAACUGUUCUGUGUUGUCACUUUGUUCAACAGUUAAACUUUUAUUCUCAGUGUUCCUACUCUGCGUUGUUUACAUUUUUGAAAGUUUUUUUAAUCACCUACACUCUGUAGAGAAUGUAUAUAUUUUUUUCAGCGUCUCAGUUUGAAAAGACAUGCAGUUAAACCUGAUCUUUUAAUAAUAUAAUAACUCUGCUAGGUCUUUGUCUGUUCCAAUAGCAAAUUGUAAAUGUGUGCUUCAUGGUUAUGUGAUUUUCAGCCAUCAUUUUGUCCUAUGGUAUUUAUUGAAUGUCCACAUACUGAUGGUACAUAGGUAUUUUUUUUUCUGUAGAUCUUUUGACCGUGCUGUAAUUCAUUCUUAAGCUUUAACUUGAAGAUAUCAUAAUUGCCAGUGUUUGGUGUUUAGCAAUAAAAAAAAAAAUAAAUGUUUAUCAGCAUUUUAUGUUUAUCAUAA